Molecule: messenger RNA, 2714 nt
Organism: Plodia interpunctella (Indianmeal moth)
Lineage: Eukaryota; Metazoa; Arthropoda; Insecta; Lepidoptera; Pyralidae
Product: cGMP-dependent protein kinase, isozyme 1-like
Exons: 11
Coding region: 75-2288 (737 amino acids)
Biological process (GO): protein phosphorylation
Molecular function (GO): cGMP-dependent protein kinase activity; ATP binding
Source: RefSeq, a predicted model, not a curated record
ACUUGCACGCUCCUGUGCUGCGCCGGCGAUUGGAGAAUGCUUUGUUUAUAAAGGUAACUCGCUAAGUAGCCGACAUGGUGCUGUGUCCUCCCUUCAAGUGGUCGACCACGAGGCGCGGCUUCGACCUCAACCGCACGCCCCCAGCGCCCGAAGCUGCGUUGCCGAGACAAACAAUCAUUUUAAGAGACGACUUCGUAGACAUAGCGUUAAAUGGGGAACCUAGUAAUAGGAAUGGUCAUUUGGAAAAUGGAAGGUUAUCAACGCCUGUCAAAAACAACAGUCUCACAGUUGAUGCUCGGACCUCUGGAAAAAAGACCAGUUAUAUGAGUGUCGAGAGUGGAAAAUCUAGCAGGGAUUCUGACAGUGAGACAUGCGACAGCAGGAGCAGCGCGGGUCGCAAGACUUUGGGGCAAAUUAUCUACGAAGACUCAAGUAAGACUGAAACCCGCCGCAAGCGAAUAGCUCUUCCUCCACCUGUGCAUAUCGAUGUCAACGAUUUACAAUACGACAAAUAUGAAAAGAAUGAGGGAUCUAUUCAACAAAUCCGCAUAGCUUUAAUGGAUAAUGAUUUUCUUAAGAACCUGAUGGAUGAUGACCGGUUGAAAAUGGUGACGGAGGCGAUGAAUUCCCAAGAGUUUCCGGCUGGGAGUCUGAUCAUCCGCGAGGGGGAGAGUGGCAGCCACCUCUACGUAUCUGCUGAAGGCCAGUUUGAAGUGCUUAAAGGAGGCCAGGUGGUCAAGACCUUCGGUGCUGGAGUAGCAUUUGGGGAGCUAGCAAUUUUGUAUAGAGCAAAACGUUUUGCCUCUAUUAGAUGUAUAACUCACGCAACAGUGUGGACGCUGGAGCGGCGGAUAUUUCAGAAGAUCAUGGUGCGUAGCGGUCGUCAGGAGCAGGACGACAAUAUCCGGUUCCUGGCCUCAGUCCCACUGCUGGAGGGCAUCCAUAAAUCUGCACUUGCUAAGAUUUCUGAAUGUCUCAAGAGGGAGUUUUUCUCAGCGGGAACGCCGGUGGUGCGGCAAGGCGACCGCGGGGACAAGUUCUACAUCAUCCGCGGCGGCACGGUUGUGGUGACGAAGCGCUCCGGCGACGACGGGGAGAUCCGCAUCGGGACGCUGCACCGGGGGGACUAUUUCGGGGAGCAGGCGCUGCUGCGCAAAGAUCGCAGGCUCGCCACCGUCACCGCCCAGCCGCCGGGCGUCGAAUGUCUCACACUAGACCGACCACAAUUUACUGACUUGCUCGGAGAUUUGCAAGUGUUGUCGAAAAAAUACCCAGAGCCUCGCCCAUCCCAACAGCGGAAGAAGUCAGAAAUAAAGAGUGAAUUUGAGUAUGUCCAGCUAAAAGACCUAGAGAUUUUGGGCACCCUGGGCGUGGGUGGGUUCGGUCGAGUGGAGCUGGUGCGCUACAAGCCUAACCAUAACCUGACCUUCGCGCUAAAAUGCCUGAAGAAGGUGGACAUGGUGCAGCUGCAGCAGCAGGAGAACGCCUAUAACGAGAAGCACAUCAUGAUGGAUUGCGACAACCCGUUCAUUUGCAAACUGUACCGCACAUUCAAAGACAACAAGUACGUGUACUUCCUGAUGGAGCCGGUGUUGGGCGGCGACGUGUGGACCAUCUUGCAAAAGCGGCGCUUCUUCACGGAGAACGUGGCCAAGUUCAUGAUGGCCUGCGUGGUGGAAGCCUUCCAGUACCUGCACUCCAAGGACAUCAUCUACCGGGACCUCAAGCCUGAGAACCUGAUGAUGGAUCGAAAUGGAUACAUCAAAUUGGUCGACUUUGGAUUUGCGAAGCGCGUUACUCCGAAUAGCAAAACGUGGACGUUUGCCGGAACACCCGAAUAUGUCGCGCCAGAGAUUGUAUUGAACAAGGGCCACGACCGCGCUGUGGACUGCUGGGCACUUGGCGUAUUCGUCCACGAGCUCAUAGUCGGUCGUCCUCCGUUCCGGGCGCCCGGGGGCGACCACAUGAAGACCUACACCCUAAUUUUGCGAGGAAUCGACGCUGUGUCCUUCCACCCCAGAGUGUCCAACUUGACCAAAGCAUUCAUUCGCAAGCUGUGCCGCCCCGUGCCAGCUGAGAGACUCGGUUAUCUCAAAAAUGGCAUGGCUGACAUCAAGAACCAUAAUUGGUUCGGAGGGUUCGACUGGACCGGGUUGCGAGAGAGGCGGCUAAAGGCGCCAUUGGUGCAAUCAGUGGCCAACAACUGGGACUUGUCCAACUUCGAGACCUACCCCAACAAGGACAAGCUGCCGCCGGACGAGACCUCCGGCUGGGACAUCGACUUCUAAGCGCCACUCGGCCCUAACCGGGUUUCUUCGCUAUAGAUUCUGUUAAUAAGUAGAAACUUGUCAACUCGGUCCCAGUAUAAAGGUGUAAACCAACUUUGAAUACUUGGAUGACUGCUUGGCUUAGGGCAAACGAGUUUACAUCGCGUAUUUUUUAUAAGUUAUUUGAUAUUUAUAUUUAGAAAGAACUUAAUAUGACGCAGAAAGAACUUAAUAUGACGCAUUUUGUGUUGGUCUUCCAAUAUUUUUACAAUUUUGCUAUAUUUUAUUAAACUCAGGUUUUGUGUAAGGUAUGAUAAUUUUGACAGUACUUUUAUGUUAUCAGAUAUUAUGUACAUUACACCUUUUCUUUUGACUUGGAAAUAUUUCCUAUGUAAAUAGACGUUUUCAGAUACAAAUAAAGUGAAGCUUUCUUUUUUAUCUAGCGCA